AUGCACGCAGACACGUUUCGUGACAGAGAUGUCGACAUCGCUAGUUCUACAACUGACGAAGAUUAUACCAGAUUAGGAGGGACAGGACACGAGUCAGAAGACAACGGCCUGUUCAACAUUCGAUGCCGACCAUCGACUGAACCCAAAGUCAGCGCUGACUCGUUUGUCAGGGGUCCAGGUUGUGCCGUGCCGGUCCUUGUGGGCCUGGCCAAUUAA
Molecule: messenger RNA, 216 nt
Organism: Sporothrix schenckii 1099-18
Lineage: Eukaryota; Fungi; Ascomycota; Sordariomycetes; Ophiostomatales; Ophiostomataceae
Exons: 1
Coding region: 1-216 (71 amino acids)
Source: RefSeq, a predicted model, not a curated record